AUGAAAUUUUGGGUACUGCUGCUGCUGUGCGCAUUGGUUGCUGAUGCCAAAAUCGCCAACGAGCCUUGCCGGAGCAACGACAACUGCCCCAAAGGAAGGUACUGUACAUGGUAUGGCAAGGAGUUCUCGGGGCAUUGCGAGUUACUGGCAAUUGGCCAUUGCGCGAGGCAUGACGACUGCCCUGGGUCCGCUGUUAUGUGCGUGAGAGCUACCAAGGGGAGGCCCGGUUAUUGCUUG
Molecule: messenger RNA, 237 nt
Organism: Mesorhabditis spiculigera
Lineage: Eukaryota; Metazoa; Nematoda; Chromadorea; Rhabditida; Rhabditidae
Source: the annotation of a GenBank genome assembly